AUGUUGUUUUCUUUACUUAUUCUUAUUUGUGUAAAAGCGGGUCAUCUUAUGUCAUCAGUGACUUACGGAUACCUUACAGAUAUUGUAGAAAAUCAGUGCUAUCAAAUCCCCGGGACUUUACAACCCUUCCGGGCGGUGCUUGACAAGGGUAAUGUCGUUCUUAAUUUAUAUAAAGAAAAGAACUGUACACAUUACAUAGCAAAAAUUUUAGCCGUCAAUUCAGGUCUCCCAGACUUCAAUAGUUUUUUCUAUACCGAACGACUUCCAAAGAUCUCAGGAGCAAAUUAUAAGUUGAGUGCAGACCCAGAAUACGGGGUUAACUGUUAUUUCCUCAGCGACUGUGUUCCAAAUUACAGAGACUCUGUGAGAUUCAAUGUUACUAUUGAGGGAGAUGUUGUAAAGCAGAAUGUGUAUACGUGGGACGAUGAAGAAUGUAAAUCAUCUCCAAUCUCAACCAACACAUACAACUGUUAUGAAGUGACAGGAGGUCGUUAUAUGGACUGCUCAAGAUACUUCACAUACGACACGCCUCAGCAUUAA
Entamoeba invadens IP1 is the source of this 540-nucleotide messenger RNA. RefSeq lists its product as hypothetical. The transcript has a single exon. NCBI's taxonomy places the organism in Eukaryota, Evosea, Mastigamoebida, Endamoebidae. The record is from RefSeq and is a predicted model, not a curated record. The coding region runs from base 1 to 540 and encodes 179 amino acids.